AUGAGGUUGCAUGGUCUGUUCUUGCUGGCUGUCUUCUCUCUAGCUUUUUUGCAGCUGGUCAAGGGCCAAUCCUUGCCCCGUUGCCAAACUAGUUGUGGUAACGUCACAAUCCAGUACCCUUUUGGCACUUCUCCAGAUUGUUUUUACGCCCAAGACCGUAGUUUCAACGUUACCUGCAGCAAAGAAGGGAAGCUGUUCUUUCGCAACAACGCCGAAAUCAUCGACAUGUCUCACAAAGGCGAGCUGCGUGUCAAGUUUAAUAGAUCAUACACUUGCUACGACAGCCAAGGAAAUCUGAGUGGUGACAGUUACUACAACUAUUCGCUGGGUAACUUAUCUCUCUCCAGCAACAACAGGUUUACUUUAGUAGGCUGCAACGCUUACGCACUUAUAACCACUUUUGGGAGCCAGGGUUACUCUAGUGGAUGCAUGUCCUUAUGCAACUCUCGCCCUGCACAAAACACAAAUUGUAACGGUCAAGGUUGCUGCACGACAGACGUCUCUAUGCCUCUGGAUAAGUUAAAAUUCAGAACUAGGUCACUUCGCUUUGCUAACACGACUCCUUCUGUGUAUGAGUUUAAUCGUUGCACCUACGCUUUUCUUGUUGAAGAUGGUCAGUUUAACUUCAGUUCUACAGAGGAUCUUUGGAAUCUUCGGAAUGUCAAGGAUUUCCCGGUGGUACUGGAUUGGUCUAUUGGAAAUCAGACAUGCCAGCAAGUUGUUGGCACUAGCGGACACAUAUGCGGUAAGAACAGCGAAUGUUUCGAUUCUAAUCGUGGAGCCGGGUAUAACUGUAAAUGUAGACAAGGUUUUGAGGGGAAUCCUUACCUUCGAGACGGUUGCAAAGAUAUCAAUGAGUGUGUGAGAACAGAUAUCAACAAACAUAAUUGUUCGGAUCUCAGCACUUGUAAAAACACGCCUGGAAACUUUCUUUGUAUGUGCACAUCUGGUUACCACUUAAAUACAACUAGUAAUGUAUGCAUGCCUAAAGACAGGCCUAAAUACAUUGGAUGGACUCAGAUAGUUCUUGGAACAACCAUCGGCUUCUUGGCCAUCCUGCUUGUUUUUAGCUGUAUACAACAGAGGAUGAAGCACCAGAAGGACACCAAGCUCCGACAACAGUUCUUUGAGCAGAACGGCGGUGGAAUGUUGAUACAAAGACUCUCAGGAGCAGGGCCAUCAAAUGUUGAUGUCAAGAUCUUUACUGAAGAAGGCAUGAAAGAAGCAACUAAUGGUUAUGAUGAGAGUAGAAUCUUGGGUCAGGGAGGGCAAGGAACAGUCUACAAAGGGAUAUUGCCGGACAACUCCAUAGUUGCUAUAAAAAAGGCUCGGCUUGGAGACAACAGCCAAGUAGAGCAGUUCAUCAACGAAGUGCUUGUGCUUUCACAAAUCAACCAUAGGAACGUGGUCAAGCUCUUGGGCUGCUGUCUAGAGACUGAAGUUCCCUUGUUGGUCUAUGAGUUCAUUACCAGUGGUACCCUUUUCGAUCACUUGCAUGGUUCCUUACUUGAUUCUUCCUUUACAUGGGAACACCGACUAAGGAUAGCGAUAGAGGUCGCAGGAACUCUUGCUUAUCUUCAUUCUUCUGCCUCUAUUCCAAUCAUCCACCGCGAUGUCAAGACUGCGAAUAUUCUCCUGGAUGAAAACUUGACUGCAAAAGUAGCUGACUUCGGGGCUUCAAGGCUGAUACCUAUGGACAAAGAGCAGCUCACAACAAUGGUGCAAGGAACUCUAGGCUACUUAGACCCAGAAUACUACAACACAGGGUUGCUGAACGAAAAGAGUGAUGUUUAUAGCUUUGGCGUAGUCCUCAUGGAGUUGCUCUCAGGUCAAAAGGCAUUGUGCUUUGAAAGGCCACAAAACUCGAAACAUUUGGUGAGUUACUUUGCCUCUGCCUUGAAAGAGAAUAGACUGCAUGAGGUUAUUGAUGGUGGAGUUAUGAACGAGAAUAAUCAAAGGGAGAUCCACGAAGCUGCUAGAGUUGCGGUUGAGUGUACAAGAGUGACGGGAGAGGAAAGGCCAAAGAUGAAGGAAAUAGCUGCAGAGCUUGAGGGUUUGAGAGCCACAAAAACCAAACAUCAGUGGUCGGAUCAGUAUCUUGAGCUAAAGGAGGCUGAACAUUUGAUCGGUCUUGAAAUUUUAUCAGCGCAAGGAGAAACCAGUAGCACUGGUUAUGACAGCAUCAAGAAUGUAGCAAUAAUGGACAUUGAAGCUGGUCGCUGA
Messenger RNA from Microthlaspi erraticum, 2223 nucleotides. Lineage: Eukaryota; Viridiplantae; Streptophyta; Magnoliopsida; Brassicales; Brassicaceae. The record is from the annotation of a GenBank genome assembly.